AUGUCUGAUAACUCUGCUCCCUCCCAAUGCCUGGGUCCGACCUACCGCGCCGAGGGUGAAAAGCCCACGGCCACCGUCUCCAAGAAAGUCGGCCACGCCAAUGUUCACGUCCUACCGCAGACGCCUCAGCUCAUCGCUCUGCUGACUAUGAUCCGCGACCACCGCACCAACCGCGCCGACUUCAUCUUCUACUCGAACCGUAUUAUCCGUCUGCUUGUCGAAGAAGGCUUGAACCACCUGCCUGUCAUCCAGCAAGAGAUCACCACCCCCGUCGGUCGUCAUUACAAUGGUGUCAAGUUCGAGGGAAAGAUCUGCGGUGUCAGCAUCAUGCGCGCCGGCGAGUCCAUGGAACAGGGCCUCCGUGACUGCUGCAGGAGCGUUCGCAUCGGCAAGAUUCUGAUCCAGAGAGACGAGGAGACGAGCCAGCCUCGUCUCUUUUACGAGAAGCUGCCUGAGGAUAUCAAAGAUAGAUGGGUUCUCUUGCUGGACCCUAUGCUCGCUACCGGCGGUUCUGCUUUGAUGGCUGUCGAGGUCUUGAGACAAAAGGGCGUACCAGAGGAUCGUAUCCUUUUCCUCAACCUCAUCGCCAGCCCCGAGGGUGCCGACAACUUCGCAGAGAAGUUCCCCAAAGUGAGAAUUGUUACCGCUUUCAUUGAUGAAGGCUUGGAUGAGAAGAACUACAUCGUUCCCGGUCUUGGAGACUUCGGAGAUCGAUUCUACACUCUUUAG
Molecule: messenger RNA, 729 nt
Organism: Aureobasidium namibiae CBS 147.97
Lineage: Eukaryota; Fungi; Ascomycota; Dothideomycetes; Dothideales; Saccotheciaceae
Product: uracil phosphoribosyltransferase
Exons: 4
Coding region: 1-729 (242 amino acids)
Source: RefSeq, a predicted model, not a curated record